CAGUUGUUUCUGAAUCAGGAUAUAUUCUACAAUAGGAACGCUAAUAAGCUGAAAGGACAAUGACACUUGUUUUUAUCUACAUCUUGUUUGUUUUGAUGCCGAUGAUCUUAAACCAGGUAUACGUAGAUGCCACUAACGGACUUGAGUGUAUACAAUGUGAUGAUUUCCGAAGGGAGCGAUUCUGUCGUGAAAGUUCUAAUGGUAAUGGUCAUUCUCAAUUCACCGCAUUUACAGUCACUUUAAAUCGGAAUAGUAUAGUAUGGAAAAAAGGAGAUAUUCUGAAAUUCACCCGUGUCCUCACUAAUAUUGGUAACACUUACAAUAUCUAUACGGGUAUUUUCACUGUUGCAACAGAUGGUGUUUACGCGGUGUCAGCUGCUAUGAUUGGAGGCAAAGGUCAAAGCACUCAUGUUUCUCUCCGAAAGAAUGGACAGGUUAUGGUGUGGCUAUUCACUGGUCCUCAAUUCGAUAUGGCAGCUCAAACUAUCAAUCUUGCACUGAGGAAAGGAGACAGGCUUUGGUUACGAAUGGAAGCCCAUCGCGUUCACAUUUUUCAUAUUGUUCAUCCGUAUCAUCAAUUAAGUGCAGUUCUGAUAAAGCCAGGAAAAUUUUGAAAAAAACAUAAUAAAAAGCAGAGCUUUGUAA
Mytilus trossulus (common blue mussel) is the source of this 645-nucleotide messenger RNA. RefSeq lists its product as uncharacterized. Gene Ontology annotation, molecular function: protein binding. The record is from RefSeq and is a predicted model, not a curated record. The coding region runs from base 60 to 614 and encodes 184 amino acids. The transcript is spliced from 3 exons. NCBI's taxonomy places the organism in Eukaryota, Metazoa, Mollusca, Bivalvia, Mytilida, Mytilidae.